Messenger RNA from Neoarius graeffei (lesser salmon catfish), 957 nucleotides. RefSeq names its product olfactory receptor 52P1-like. Gene Ontology annotation, biological process: G protein-coupled receptor signaling pathway. Lineage: Eukaryota; Metazoa; Chordata; Actinopteri; Siluriformes; Ariidae. Gene Ontology annotation, cellular component: membrane. The coding region runs from base 1 to 957 and encodes 318 amino acids. Gene Ontology annotation, molecular function: olfactory receptor activity; G protein-coupled receptor activity. The record is from RefSeq and is a predicted model, not a curated record. The transcript has a single exon.
AUGGAAUUUGGGCCAUCAAAGAAUUUUACCCACACUGAAUUCUAUCUAAUUGGAUUUUCCUCUCUAAAAGAAUACAGAAGACUCCUUUUCAUCCCAUUUAGCAUAAUGUUCAUCUUUGCAGUCAUCACUAACAUCACCCUUAUAUUUGUCAUUACACGACAGAGAACACUUCAUUCUCCAAUGUAUGUGCUGAUAUGUUUAAUAGCAUGUGUGGAUAUAUGUGUGCCAUGCUGUGUUGUCCCACGAUUGUUAUUUAGUUUAGCAUCAGGGAUCAAUGUUUGGCCUCGAGAAUUAUGUCUGAUCCAGAUGUUUAUUGUUCACUAUGCCUGCAGUUUUCAGUCCACUAUCUUGUUUGGGAUGGCUGUAGAUCGCUACUUUGCUAUAUGCAUGCCAUUACGGUACAACAAUUUCAUGAGUUUCACUAAUUGUAUGAUUACUACAUGUAUAAUUGUAAUUCGUAAUACAUUCAUUAUAACAGCCAUGGUUGCGUUGGUUGGAACACUUAGAUUCUGUUCCUCUAAUGUUCUUUAUCAUGUUCAUUGUGAACAUCAGCUGGUGGUCACCUUGGCCAUCCCCUGUGAAGACACCACAAAGAACUACUUAGCUGGUCUGAUCAGUUUCUGUAUACCAACUAUUGACUGUGUUGGCAUUGCAUUUUCGUACAUUACCAUAUUUUUUGUGAUUUUCCGAUCAGCUGCAGGAGAGUCACGCAGCAAAGCCAUCUCCACUUGUACCACCCACCUGAUAGUUAUCUGUAUUGCCUACUUCACAUCCAUGGUGGCCUUUUUGGCCUACAGAAUCCAGUCAGGCCUUACACCUGACCUACGUAUCCUUACUAGUCUUGGAUAUCUACUUGUCCCUGGUAUCUGCAACCCAGUAAUCUAUGGUAUCAGAAAUAAAGAAAUACGUGAACAGUUUAUUAAACUUCUUAGACUAAAUAAGGUUGAUGCUUUCUGA